Messenger RNA from Alternaria rosae, 2004 nucleotides. RefSeq names its product cytochrome P450. The coding region runs from base 349 to 1890 and encodes 513 amino acids. The record is from RefSeq and is a predicted model, not a curated record. Gene Ontology annotation, molecular function: monooxygenase activity; oxidoreductase activity, acting on paired donors, with incorporation or reduction of molecular oxygen; heme binding. The transcript is spliced from 6 exons. Lineage: Eukaryota; Fungi; Ascomycota; Dothideomycetes; Pleosporales; Pleosporaceae.
CCGACAUUCGCGACCAAUGGCCAUGCCUAGGAUUGCGAUAAAAAGGUGGUGGGAAAAAGCAACACACGCCAUGGAUGUACGCAAGCAGCGCCUUGCCUCGCUCAGGGCAAGUUGGACUUGGCUUCGGCAGCACCAGAGCGAUCAAGCAAAGGGGACUCGAUCUUAGCCCCGUCUUCUUACAUAUGCUAGACCGAUACCUGAACAUGCGGCUGCUAGGUGAUUCACAACAAUCUGAAGCGGGAAGGCCUUUUCACCUGCAUAGCCAUAUCCAAUCCUCUUCCCACUCCUACGGUUGUAUCCUUCUUUCCUUUUCAGAAUCACAUUGCAUGUGCGGAAUUAAGUGACAACAUGGCAUUGACAGGGUUAUUCGCGAAGGCAAUCGGCCUUGGGGCAGUCCUUCUCAUCACUCGAUACGUUCUGGCUUACUUGCAAUCCCCGCUCAAAUCUAUUCCUGGUCCCUUUUUAGCCAAAUUCUCAGAUAUCUGGCGUUUCCUAAAUCACUAUGGGCAAACUCAUAUUGAGACCCAGAGGAAACUUCACGAACAGCACGGCGAUAUCGUUCGUCUCGGUCCCAACACCGUCAGUGUUGCCGAUGCCAGUCUGAUCAAAACUAUUUACAAUACUCGUGGGACGUAUUUGAAGAGCGAUUACUACUCAAUCAACGACGCCCUUCAAGAUGGGCAUCUCAUUCAAAACAUUUUCAGCACGCGCAGCAAUGAGUUUCACUCCAAGAAUGUUAAGCCAGUUCAAAAGCUGUACAGUCUCCAAAACGCUCUUCAGAUCGAGAGUAUUAUGGACGACAACCUCCGUACCCUAUGCAGUCAACUCGACGCCCGCUUUGUGGAAGGCGCCAACAACGACCAGACAUGCGAUAUUGCUGAUUGGAUCUCAUUCUUCGCAUGGGACUUCUUGGGUGAUAUGACCUGGAGCAAGCGUAUUGGCUUCAUGGAACAGGGUACAGAUGUUGGCGAUAUGCUUGGAACCGCUGAACGUGUGAUGCGCUACUUCUCCGUGGUCGGCCAAAUACCUGCCCUCGACAAAUGGCUCGGGAAGAACCCCAAGUGGCCACGCUCACUCUAUAAGUUCGAUGACUUUUCCGUGGCUGCCGGCUUCUCCGUUGAGCGGUUUAUGGAACGUAUGCAGAACCCUGAACUUGGAAAUGGGAAAAAAGACUUUCUCAAUGGCUUUCUUGAAGCAAAGAAGGAGUUUCCGGAUCUAGUCACCGACAACGAGGUUAUCGGAUACAUGAUUAUCAACAUUCUUGGCGGUGCCGAUACCCUUGCUAUUGUGAUAAAAGGUAUCUUCUAUCACAUCCUCAAGUCAUCAGCAUCCAAAGAACGCCUCGUCAACGAACUCCUCUCUGCACGUCUCUCCUUCCCUACAUCCUAUACUACGAUCGAACAGCUGCCCUACCUAGAUGCAUGCAUCAAAGAAGGUCUCCGUAUGCAUCCCGUCGUAGGUCACAUUCUCGAGCGCGUCGUGCCUGCAACUGGUCUUACAUUGUCCAACGGAACAACAUUGCCGCCGGGAACGAUUGUCGGGGUGAAUCCAUGGGUCCUUCAUUACAAGGAGAGCAUCUUCGGUGCGAAGCCCCAUGAGUUCCGUCCGGAGCGAUGGCUGCAAAGCGAGCACGAAGAAUCCGGCGCGUACGAAGCCAGGAUCAAGAAGAUGAAAGACGCAGAUAUGUCGUUCGGAGGAGGGAACAGGAUCUGCCUUGGCAAACCUUUGGCACUAGUAGAGGUCUACAAGGUCGUUGCGACGGUAUUUGGAAGAUACAAGAUUGAGCUUGAGGAUCCGAACAAGGAGUGGAACUUGCACAAACAAUGGUUCGUAUGGCCGCAUGAUAUCAAGGUCAAGCUGGGCCCACUUGAAAGUGUCAGCGCUCCCUGAGUCUAUCCAUGCGGCAUGGCACCUGGGUGGGAGUAAAUCAAGCGCAGAGUGUGCGAAAAGCUUGCGAUGAACCCACACACAGUUUCGAUGUAUCAGAGAAGCCUGUCUGGUAAC